GACUAUUUUCCUUCAAUGGGUUGGAUUGAUAGAUUCACUAGAAUGACUUCUCGUCUUAGAAAAGUUUUCAAAAGAAAUGAAUGCUUUUGUCAACAACUCAUUGAUGAGCAUCUUGACCCGAAGAGACAAAAAGCUGAACAAGAAGAUAUAGUUGAUGUUCUCCUCAAGAUGAUGAAGGAUCUUGAGUUUACUUCUGAUAACAUCAAAGCCAUUCUUGUGGAUAUAUUUGUUGCUGGAAUGGACACAAGUGGGUACAAAAUUCUAGCGAAAACUUUAGUUUACGUGGAUGCGUGGGCAAUAGGAAGGGAUACUGAAGCUUGUGGCCAAAACGUUGAAGAGUUCUAUUCUGAAAGAUUCAUAGACAGUUCCAUUGACUAUAAAGGACAAGAUUUUGGGCUCAUAUAUACCAUUUGGCUCUGGUCAGAGAAUUCGGCUUGGGAAGAAUAUAUAGGAGCUGCAAUGGUGGAGCUUGUGCUUGCUAAUCUCCUUUAUAGAUUUGACUGGGAAAUACCUUUUAGGAUGAAGAAAGAAGACAUAGAUUUUGAUACAGCUCCUGGGAUUACGAUGCACAAAAGAAAUGCUCUUUAUCUUAUGGCUAAGGAAUGCAAAUACUGAAGUAAAGGCAUCUAACAAUGCAAUGAAAAUUAAAAGAAAUGCUCUUUGUCGUUUGGUUUAAUAUCAUUUCAGAUUAACAACCUAUAAUUGAUAGCACAAAUCUAAUGGUUAAUAAUGUUUGAUUUCUAAA
Rubroshorea leprosula is the source of this 745-nucleotide messenger RNA. Lineage: Eukaryota; Viridiplantae; Streptophyta; Magnoliopsida; Malvales; Dipterocarpaceae. The record is from the annotation of a GenBank genome assembly.